AUGCGGAAACUUUUAUCACCACCAAAGCCUUGGAUGUUGUCGUUUGUUCUGAUGGCGUUCAGAAAGGGCUCCAUGGCCAAAACAAAGAGGAGGGGUGAUGGGGCAUCCCUGCCUCGUGCCAUUACUGAUUUGAAACGGGUUCUGCCCGUUAACUCUGACCGUGGCGCUAUUGGCAGUCAGUUUGCUAUUACAGGUCUGACUAAUUCAACAACCAUCACUAAAAUGCAGAUCACUGCAGGUCUGAGUAAUCUUACAAUCACAACUACAACUACAGCUCAAAGCAGUAAGAGCGGUACAACUACACAAGAUUUUACAGUGUGUGGUAUAGGUGGACCAUCAGUAGCUGACCGAAUAGUAGGAGGAACAACUGCAUCUCUUGGAUCAUGGCCUUGGCAAGCCAGUCUGCGUUACACUGGUUCCCAUGUAUGCGGAGCUUCUAUAAUCAGCGAUACGUGGCUUGUUAGUGCUGCUCAUUGUUUUAAAACUUACAAAGAUGUGAAUUUGUGGACAGUAAUCGUAGGAACGCUUUCCUCAUCAAGUGGUACGGGACUACAAGUCAAAGAAAUUAUUGUAAACAAAAAUUAUGGCACUCCUGCUAAUGCAAAUGAUAUUGCACUUCUUAGAAUGGCUGCACCAAUUCUAUUUACACAAUAUAUUCGGCCUGUAUGUCUUCCAAACGAGUCAGCUGUAUUUCCUGAUAACAGCUCCUGUUAUAUCACUGGAUGGGGAUCGCUUGUAUCAGGAGGACCAAUAGCUUCUGUCUUACAGCAAGCUGAAGUGAAGAUCAUUAGUACUGCACAAUGUAGUAGUGCAGCAAUGUAUGGGAGCACAAUAAAUCCAUCAAUGAUAUGUGCUGGAUAUGUCAAUGGAGGCAUCGACUCCUGUCAGGGAGACUCUGGAGGGCCCAUAGUGACAACACAAUAUAACGGUACAUGGUAUCUCGUUGGAAGUGUGAGCUUUGGAACUGGGUGUGCUUUACCCAACAAGCCGGGUGUCUAUUCCAGAACAACUUAUUUACGUACCUGGAUCACACAAAACACUGGUUUAUAAUGCACAGUGUCUUUAAAUAAAAGGAAAUGGUGCUAGGGACAACAACAAAAAAGAAAACACAUUAAAAUACAAAUUGUGGUAGACGCUAACUGAUUAGCUGCUCCUCACCUAAAAAUCUUAUAUUUCUCAGCCAACUAAAAAGCGUCAAAUCCAAGCUAAGUAUCAUAGAA
Pelobates fuscus (common spadefoot toad) is the source of this 1220-nucleotide messenger RNA. RefSeq names its product transmembrane protease serine 11C-like. Gene Ontology annotation, biological process: proteolysis. The transcript has 8 exons. The coding region runs from base 1 to 1050 and encodes 349 amino acids. The record is from RefSeq and is a predicted model, not a curated record. NCBI's taxonomy places the organism in Eukaryota, Metazoa, Chordata, Amphibia, Anura, Pelobatidae. Gene Ontology annotation, molecular function: serine-type endopeptidase activity.